Molecule: messenger RNA, 1907 nt
Organism: Tachysurus fulvidraco (yellow catfish)
Lineage: Eukaryota; Metazoa; Chordata; Actinopteri; Siluriformes; Bagridae
Gene: ldlrad4b
Product: low density lipoprotein receptor class A domain containing 4b
Exons: 7
Coding region: 737-1657 (306 amino acids)
Biological process (GO): negative regulation of transforming growth factor beta receptor signaling pathway
Cellular component (GO): early endosome membrane; Golgi membrane
Molecular function (GO): R-SMAD binding
Source: RefSeq, a predicted model, not a curated record
AGGCGCGGCAGUGGGGGGACUUUUACUGUGAAGCGCUGUGGGCAGUGCGCAUGGCUGUGGCUCAUGGCGCGGUGCCCGCUGUUUCUCUCCGGCGCUGUGCGGAGCGUCUGCACUCAAAUCAGGUCAUCAGCAGCGGAUCAACACGAGCCACCGGCGCGUGCGCGCGCUCACUCACUCACUCACUCACUCACUGGCACGCGCAUCUCUUUCCGCACUCACCGACGCGACGUGUCUGGAUAAAGAGGGGCACCGGAGGAGCAGGAAACACUGCCCCAGGCUACAGCACUGAAUCAGCAGCUCAAUAAGUGAUGCCGUAGUGGAGCUUCCCUAGUGGGUGUAUAAACGCUGUACUCUUACUGAUGAGCUGGUAUGCUGAUUAGAGCGUUGCUCAGCCGAGCACAUCCUUCUGGGAACAGCAACAACUACACCUGACCUAAGUACCUGAAUAAACUCCACCUGGAUCUCUCUCUCUCUCUCUCUCUCUCUCGCCGUUUCUCGAACCUCUCUCUGUCUCUGGCAACCAUGAUCGCCUCGCUCUGGCUGGGGGGGUAACGGUGAGUUAAUUGGCGGAUUGGCGUGUUGGUUGCCGUGGUGAAGUGGCGCCGUGUUCACAGCAGCAGUGUCAGCAGUGUGAUGGCCUCGUGAGGUGAAGAUGGCAGCGUCGUGGCUGUGUCAUCCCCAGCAGCCCCAUCAGAGCGGUUAAGGAGGAAGACAACGCUCUGGGCACAGGAGCAGCAUGCAGGAGGCUGACCUACCGGCCACUAAUGCUUUCACAGAGUGCAAGUUCCUGUGCACCAAUGGCCGCUGCCUGGAUCUCAGCUCCCUGGUGUGUGAUCAACUCGACCACUGCGGAGACAACAGUGAUGAGGAGAACUGCCCCGUUUCCACCCAGCACCCUUCUCCUGCUCUGUUCUACUCUGAAUUGGAGUUUGUGCAGAUAAUAAUCAUAAUUGUGGUGAUGAUGGUAAUGGUGGUGGUGAUUAUCUGUCUUCUGAACCACUAUAAACUCUCAACCUGGUCCUUGAUGAGCAGACUGGGCCAGGCCAGGAGGCAGGAGCAGUCUCUGCAGCCGGAGGGAUGUUUCUGGCCAUCAGAAAGUGGAUCCAGACAAGGAGCUUCAGAGGUGGUCUACGCUCCUCAUCCUCGUGAGCGCUUCAGCACUCCCUCAUUCCUGCAGCGAGAUCGCUUUAGCCGUUUCCAGCCUACCUACCCUCUCCUGCAGCAGCACAUUGACCUGCCACCCACCAUCGCACUUUCGGAUGGAGAGGAGCCACCGCCGUACCAGGGCCCGUGCCCGCUGCAGCUGCGAAACCCCGAGCAACAGCUCGAGCUGAACCGCGAGUCAGUGCGAGCGCCACCCAACCGCACAGUCUUCGACAGUGACCUGAUGGACAGCCAUGGCCCGUGCCCACCUAGCACCAACACAGGCAUCAGUGCCGCCAACUGGAGUGCUCACGGACGCACGGAGGGUCCUCCACCCGCCUACAGUGAGGUCAUGGGCCACUUCCCAGGCACGGCGUUUUACCUUCACCAGCACAGCAAUAACCAGUCCUCCUCCGUGCCAACUGUGCCUGGUGCCAGGACGCGCCAGGGUAGCACGGAAAGCACAAUAGUUCUGAGCAAAGCCAAGGACAUGCAGAGAGGGGAGCUGGUGUAAGGUCAGCUCUACCUACCCUCUCCUUUUAUAGGCUACAAAGGGGUGUGGUCACUCUCUGGACACUCCCAUGCACAACAUAAAAUGCGUCUGUCUUCACUACAAAAGCAAAGCCACAUUAUAAGAAGGAACCAAGCGGAGCAAAGCUUACAAAAUAACAUUUUAUUGACUGUCUCUCUCAUGAAAAGACACAGCAAAGCUUUGUAGCGCUAUUUUGUACUUGUGUAUUACAUUCAAAUGGGAGACGAUAUUA